GGGGCAUUGCGCAUGCACGGUGACCGUGGCCCUCAUCACCGUUUAUCUUAUCGCUUGGUGACUGCUGGACAGGCUUGGCUCAGCAUUGGAACGUGAGGAAAGGCUGUCAGACCUUUUAAGUUCAUUCAGCAAACCUAGUUGGAACGGAUUGAGCUAUUUCACGAAUUUAGUCAGGCGAUAGCCGGAGACACAAUUUUGUCUGGGCGUCGACUGUUCUCAACGGAUCCGAGCAUCCAUCCCUGUCAUUGCUAGCGGUCUAGCUAACAUCAGUGAGGUGACAGCCAUAAUCGAGGACGCUGACAACGCGCCGCUAAAAUGUCCGGAUACCAGGGAAAGAAAAAUAUACCUCGCAUUACAAGUGAUCGUCUCCUUAUCAAAUGUGGAAAGAUUGUAAAUGAUGACCAGUCUUUCCUUGCUGACAUCUAUAUCGAGGAUGGAGUCAUCAAGCAAAUUGGAGAGAAUCUGAUAGUUCCUGGUGGGGUGAAGAUCAUUGAUGCCCAUGGAUGCAUGGUGAUGCCCGGGGGCAUAGAUGUGCACACACGCUUCCAGAUGCCAGACAGGGGCAUGGUGUCAGCAGAUGACUUCUACCAGGGCACCCGUGCUGCUUUGGCUGGGGGAACCACCAUGAUAGUUGAUCAUGUGGUUCCAGAACCUGGUGUGAGCCUGGUGGCAGCGUUCAACCAGUGGAGGGAAUGGGCCGACAGCAAGUCCUGCUGUGACUACUCCCUGCAUGUGGACAUCACUUACUGGCACAAGGGCAUGCAGGAGGAGAUGGAGAGCCUGGUGAAGGACCACGGUGUCAACUCUUUCCUGGUCUAUUUGGCUUAUAAGGAUGUUUUCCAACUUUCCGACUCCCAGAUGUACGAGGUGUUCAAUGUCAUCAGAAACUUGGGAGCAAUCGCUCAGGUGCACGCAGAGAACGGGGACAUCAUUGCUGAGGAGCAGCGUAAGAUCCUGGAGCUGGGCAUCACUGGCCCUGAGGGUCACGUGCUGAGCCGCCCGGAGGAGGUGGAGGCAGAAGCAGUCAACCGGUCAGUCACUCUGGCCAAUCAGACCAACUGCCCCCUCUACAUCACCAAGGUGAUGAGCAAGAGUGCUGCUGAUGUCAUCGCCCUGGCCAGGAAAAAGGGUGCUGUGGUGUAUGGAGAGCCCAUCUCUGCCAGCCUGGGCACGGACGGAACCCACUACUGGAGUAAGAACUGGGCCAAGGCAGCUGCCUUCGUCACCUCCCCACCCCUCAGCCCUGACCCCACCACCCCUGAUUAUCUCAACUCACUGCUCUCCUGUGGUGACCUGCAGGUGACUGGUAGUGCUCAUUGCACGUUCCACACCUCUCAGCGUGCUGUGGGCAAAGACAACUUCACCCUCAUCCCAGAAGGCACCAACGGCACUGAGGAGAGACUCUCCCUCAUCUGGGACAAGUGUGUGGUGACUGGAAAAAUGGACGAGAACCAGUUUGUGGCUGUGACCAGCACCAACGCAGCUAAGAUCUUCAACCUGUACCCCCGUAAGGGCCGCAUUGCAGUGGGCUCUGACGCCGACCUGGUCCUCUGGGACCCAGACGUCAGCAAGAUCAUCUCUGCCAAGAGUCACAACCUGGCUGUGGAGUAUAAUAUCUUCGAAGGCACCGAGGUGCGUGGAGCUCCCCUGGUGGUGGUCAGCCAGGGCAAAAUAGUGUUGGAAGAGGGCAACCUCCAUACCACUGAGGGCUGUGGGCGCUAUGUGAGCCGUAAGCCCUUCCCUGACCAUGUCUACAGGAGGAUAAAGGCUCGCAGCAGGCUGACGGAGCUGAGUGGGGUCCCCAGGGGUCUCUAUGACGGGCCAGUGUGUGAGAAUGUGACACCUAAGGUCAUGACCCCGGUCACCUCGGUGAAGACCUCUCCAACCAAGCUGCAGCAGCAACAGCAGCAGCAGGCUCCCCAGCCCGUCCGUAACCUGCACCAGUCUGGCUUCAGCUUGUCUGGUGCGCAAGUUGAUGAUAACAUUCCCCGCCGCAACACCCAGCGCAUUGCGGCGCCCCCUGGUGGUAGGUCCAACAUCACCAGCCUGGGUUAAGCUCUACUGUCAGCUGAGCUAGGGAGGAGAGGAGCGGAGCAGGAGGAUCCACCUCAGCUCCUAGACCAACCAUCACAACCAACAAAGCUUCAUCUAUUGUGGUCCCGUCUCCCUGACUUAACUGCAAGCUGGUGGUCAAAAACACUCCAUCCAUCUUCAUCCAUACUUAACCGCUCUGCCACCUCAUUCAAAGAAAAAAAAAGAAAUAGCACUCAAUGUUUUGUUUUGUAUUA
Molecule: messenger RNA, 2288 nt
Organism: Oncorhynchus tshawytscha (Chinook salmon)
Lineage: Eukaryota; Metazoa; Chordata; Actinopteri; Salmoniformes; Salmonidae
Product: dihydropyrimidinase-related protein 2-like
Exons: 14
Coding region: 316-2055 (579 amino acids)
Cellular component (GO): cytoplasm; cytosol
Molecular function (GO): hydrolase activity, acting on carbon-nitrogen (but not peptide) bonds, in cyclic amides
Source: RefSeq, a predicted model, not a curated record